Molecule: messenger RNA, 1572 nt
Organism: Paramormyrops kingsleyae
Lineage: Eukaryota; Metazoa; Chordata; Actinopteri; Osteoglossiformes; Mormyridae
Gene: raly
Product: RALY heterogeneous nuclear ribonucleoprotein
Cellular component (GO): nucleus
Molecular function (GO): RNA binding
Source: RefSeq, a predicted model, not a curated record
CCGAGUCAGUCUGACUUCUGCAUCGCUGGAGCGUCUGUGUUCUGCUCGUUAUACUCCUAUCUUAUUGGUCUUUCAGCAUUUUUAUUUUCUCUGAAAUUUUGCUUGGAUCCUGUUUACGCUCCAGGCUGGGAGCGCUGGGACCAGGAAGCCCUUUACUGUGCACUCUCCCUCCCACGUCACAAUAGAAAGAGUUUUUUUUUGUUUUAAUAAACGAGAAGAUGUCCCUAAAAGUCCAGACCAGCAACAUCACCAACAAGAAUGAUCCCAAGUCCAUCAACUCGCGUGUCUUCAUUGGGAACCUCAACACGGCCGUGGUGAAGAAGUCAGACGUGGAAUCCAUCUUCUCCAAGUACGGCCGGGUGCUGGGCUGCUCCGUCCACAAGGGCUACGCCUUCGUCCAGUAUGCCAGCGAGAGGCACGCCCGGGGUGCUGUGAUUGGAGAGAACGGCCGUGUCCUUGCGGGACAAACAUUAGACAUCAACAUGGCAGGAGAGCCCAAACCAAAUCGGCCCAAAGGUUUGAAGAGAUCUGCUGCCCUCUACAGUGGCUAUGAUUUUGACUAUGACUACUACAGAGAUGACUUUUAUGACAGGCUGUUCGACUACCGAGGCAGAGUGUCACCCAUCCCCCGCGUGGUGCCAGUGAAGCGCCCCCGUCUGGCCGUGCCUCUGGUGCGCAGGGUGAAGUCGCUGCCCUCUAAACUGCUGACGCGCUCCUCUGUCGUUCCCACCAGCUCCGUCAGGCAGAAGGCUAUGAAAUCCAGCGAACUGCAGGCGAUCAAAUCAGAGCUCACCCAGAUAAAGUCCAACAUCGAUGCCCUCUUGGGCCACCUGGAGCAGAUCACCGAAGACAAGCAGGGCACCACAGAGCUCCAGAGGGCUGAAGAGAGCAAGAGCGAGCUGUCGCAGGACGAUUCGGGCUCAGACACGGAGGAGCUGACGGAGGAGGCCCACAGGAGCGAGGGGGAGGAUGAGGGGGACGGUACACAGGAUGAAGAAGAGGAAGACAUGUCAGCGGGACGCUGGAAAAGGCCGCCAACUGGAGACUGUUUUAGUACUGCAGUAAUGACAACAAGACAGCAACACCAGGGGUGCCGCCUACCUUCAGACCUGGCCUGCCAGGAGACGGACGGCUGACCGCCGAGUGGGGGGGGAGCGGCCCUGGGAGCUGGAUAAGAUUAAACGUUACUCUCCCACCGUGCCACUGACUGACUAAAUACAAGCGAUAACAGCAGAUCACAGUCUCCUCCAAACAUGGGCUAAUUCUUUUCCAAAACAGAUGAAAAAGAAAAGGUUUGACACCCAAAACAUACUUUUAACAAAACGUUUCUAAAAUCUAAUAAACAAAAGGAUGGACAUUUUAUAUUGAUACUGGAUCUUGAAGAGACGACCAUACCUUCAGUUCAACCUCUCCACUCUGAUUUUUGUGUUUUAUCAGUGUGUUUUUUUUUUUUUGAUUCAUUUUUACAUGUUGACUUUAAACAGGCACAAAUUUUAUUUUUAAAGUGUAUAUUCAAGACUACAAAAGAUCUGAACAGAUGUAAAUAAAUAAAUUGAACUUGUUCAAGUGCAA